AUGUAUAGUCUUAGAUCUCGAAUAUACUCGAGAACGUUCCAAAGACUACCGGCACUGAAUUUUAUUCCUGCGAGAACAGCUAUAAUACCAUCUAGAACAACCGCUCACAAGAGAAAACGGCGAAUCAAAGAUGUGUCCGCUAGCGAUCUGAACCUUAAAGGUGUGGGUAAAACAGACACUAAAACCCUAGAGUUCAAGCUCAAGCAAUUACAAGAGUUUACCAGGAAUAUAAGAGAACAGAUAAAGCUUAGCGAGUCUAAUCGAAAGAAGAACGAUGAACUAAACAAUCAAAUUGGCCCGAGUGAGGACAAUGAUGAUCAAAAUUCGAGUGCAAUUUUCAAUGAUCUGAUAGCCAGUGCCUCUUCACCUACGACUUCGAAGGACCCUAAAAACCUCUCAUCGAUCAUUAUGGCGGCUCAGCCCAAGGAAUCAAAUAAACUGCUGCCGGACAUAAUUAGAAAGCGAAUUAACGACGACGCAUUUGUUCUGGCCUCUUUGAUGGACAAAUCACACCAAAACUGGAAUGGCAUCAUAUCUAAAUUGCAUCACUCCGAGCUGCGGCUCAAAGAAGUGCCAAUAAUGGUACUGAAGAAGUGGCUACUAGCCAAGUGUGAUUGGCUUUCCUUUGAAAAUAUAGAAAAUCUUGAUCAAAUGCUUCUAGAGAGGGUGGAUGGUGAUAUAUCACGGUUUAGCUACCCAAUGUACAACUGUCUUUUCUCCAAUUUGUCGAAAUUAAAAGCAGGUCAAGAUCAUGAGCGUAUACUCGAAAAGAUGAAAGAGCUUCUCCAAAGAUAUGAUCAAACAAGGGAGACACACACUACCGAAGUGUUCGAAAUGAACCAAUUUAUACUGAACUGCUGCAUAAAAUACUCAAGUAAAGCUCUGAGCUUUGAGAAUAUGAACUAUUUUCUAUCCAAGUUUAAAGAAGACUACGGUAUAACACCCAACAGACAAAAUUACACCACGAUCAUACAGUUUUACACCAAGAUCGGGGUUAGUAAACAAGCAUGGGAUGUGUUUGACACGAUGAAGUUUUUAUCAAAGAGCCAUGAACCUGAUGUGGUUACUUACAACUCGGUGCUACAUCUCUGUAACAGAGAUCGGGAUUAUGCAAGGGCGAUAGACUUAUUCCAAGAAAUGAGUGAUAAGAAUGUGCAGCCAAAUGCACAGACCCUCAACAUUAUGGCCAAAACUUUGGCUAGAGCGAGUGCAGAUUCAAUGACAAGUGAAAAUAAGGCUGAAUCGCUGAGGUUGCUCGGUUGGAAAUAUAUUCACCAGAUUGAGGACACCUUUCACACCAAGCACACAGAGGUUCCCUUCUAUCACACUUUAGAGGCAAUGAUGGCGUUAGCCGCGUACGAUGGUGAUGUUGGUCUUGCCAGGGCAUUAUACUACAAGUAUACUACUCAAAGAUAUAGGCAACUGGUGAAAAAAUUGACUUAUAGUUCUGACAUCAGGAAAGUGUGGCAAUACGCAUUGGACCCGCGGCUGUUCAACUACUUGCUACUCGCAUAUUCCAAAUUCGACAGCACUUCAUUGCCAAUAUUGAUGGGAUACGAACAAGGUAUCAAGCUAAGGCGGAAUAUUAUGAACAGUGUUGAUUAUACGGUGCGACAAUCCGGUGAUGAUGGAAUCAACAAUCAAUUGCCAAUGCUUCCAGUUGUCGAUUUAAAUCAACCGUGGCAAGUUUUGGCAGAAUCAAGAGCAUUAUGGCAGUUCAAUUUAGAAUAUGGUGGAUUAUAUGACCUGAGGCAGAAGCCUCAUGAUCUGACACAAGAGAAUCUCGAGAACAUACGCUUGGGAUCAAAUACUCUAGAGGAAUUUAAACUCAAAAUAUUGCAUAAGAUUGCUCAAUGGAAAAGUAAAGAGGUUAACCACGCUGUUUUGAAUCCUGUCUCUUUAACUUCCUUCUUGACAAUACCUAUUCGCUUGGGAGAUGAGAAGGAGUUUUUGUUAAGAUUCGAAACUUUCUGCUUCCAACAACAAGAGUUUGACUCAGUGAUAGAACAACUCUACAACGGCUUUUUGCAGAUAGACAAAGGUAGUCACCCAGUCAGUGAUCACAUCAAGGACAUUUCAAUGGAUAGUGAGGAUGAUUCAAAUGCCAAGAUGGCUUAUAUUGCCUCUAUGAAGCACAAAAUUUUAGCCAGCUGUGCCACUUAUGAACUCAUGAUGAAAGCGGCCGCAACGUUUGGUGACAGCAAAUUGGCGACAAAGGCCUGGAAGUACCGUGGUGAUUUUAGGAAAACUUUGGCGUUCAAGAAUUUGAAUAUAGCUGAGAAAAAUCAAAGAGAUAGCGAAUUCGCUGCUCUGAUGGUAUCCUUUUUUGCGAACCAAGGAAUGUAUGCGGAUGCUUUGGGUAUCAUUAUGACUUCUCAAAGAUUCAUCGAUUGGAAGUACGAUAUGGUGAGAGCCCUUCAUCAAGGUCUGAUCAAGAUUGAAGAUGAAAAAAGCGCAAAGAUACUUUUGGAGAUCGUGAAUAAGAAAUCACCAAUUCUAAAUAUCGAGGAGCAUAUCAAGGAACUUAAUUUUUAA
This is a messenger RNA of Torulaspora delbrueckii, 2535 nucleotides long. RefSeq names its product Ccm1p (gene CCM1). The coding region runs from base 1 to 2535 and encodes 844 amino acids. The transcript has a single exon. Lineage: Eukaryota; Fungi; Ascomycota; Saccharomycetes; Saccharomycetales; Saccharomycetaceae. The record is from RefSeq and is a predicted model, not a curated record. Gene Ontology annotation, molecular function: protein binding.